AUGGGUACAGGGAAGAAGGAAGCCACCCGCCGGACCCGGCAGGGUAAGGAUAACGAUGGCAUGGCCAAUGUCAGGGUCAAGGGUGAAAAUUUCUACAGAGAUGCGAAGAAGGUGAAGCAUCUGAAUAUGCUCAAGGAUGGCAAGCCUCGACGUGACGCCGCUGGAAACAUCACCGUUGCUGCUUCGUACCAGUCUCGUGAGGCCCCGGUCGCUAGAAUAGAACCCAACCGGAAAUGGUUCGGUAAUACUCGAGUUAUCUCGCAAGAGGCUUUGUCCUCGUUCCGUGAAGCCGUCGCCGAGCGUGCUUCCGAUCCGUAUCAGGUUCUCCUGAAAACAAACAAGCUGCCAAUGAGUUUGAUCAAGGAGAACCAGACGGUCAAUGGACUUAAGCAGCAUGAGGCCAAGAUGGCGAUUGAAACAUCGCCGUUCAGCGACACAUUCGGGCCCAAAGCCCAAAGAAAGCGAGUCAAACUCGGUGUCUCGUCUCUCGAAGACUUGGCUGGUGAGACUGUUAAGAUGCACGAUAGCUACGUUGAGAAGUCGAACCAGGCUACCUUUGAGGACGGCACUGCUGCUGUUGCGGGCGACGACGUGGCUGCCGACCUCGGAAUUGGCACGAUGCCGAUUUCUCGUGAGGCUGUCUUCCUCAAGGGUCAAUCCAAGAGAAUCUGGAACGAGCUGUACAAGGUCAUUGAUUCCUCUGACGUUGUCAUUCACGUUAUCGAUGCUCGCGAUCCCGAGGGCACACGCUGCAGAGGUAUUGAAAAAUACAUCCGCGAAGAGGCACCUCACAAGCACUUGAUCUUUGUCCUCAACAAGUGUGAUCUUGUGCCUACUGGCGUUGCGGCCGCUUGGGUUCGCCACCUGUCCAAGGACUACCCUACUCUAGCUUUCCACGCUUCGAUCAACAACUCAUUCGGUAAAGGAUCUCUUAUUCAGCUUCUGAGACAAUUCUCGUCUCUCCACUCCGACCGAAAGCAAAUUUCGGUCGGCUUCAUCGGCUAUCCUAACACAGGAAAGUCGUCAAUCAUCAACACUCUCCGGAAGAAGAAGGUGUGCACAGUCGCUCCUAUUCCUGGAGAGACCAAGGUCUGGCAAUACAUCACCUUGAUGAAGCGGAUCUACCUCAUCGACUGCCCUGGUGUUGUCCCGCCAAGUCAGACAGAUACCCCUGAGGAUAUCCUUCUCAGAGGUGUGGUCCGUGUUGAAAACGUCGACAACCCCGAGCAGUAUAUUCCGGCCAUUCUCAGGAAGGUGCAGCCCAAGCACCUUGAGCGCACUUAUGGCAUCAAGGAAACGAGCGAUGCCAUUGAGUUCCUCAGCAUCCUCGCCAGAAAGGGUGGCAGGCUUCUUCGUGGAGGCGAGCCGGAUCUCGAUGGUGUUGCCAAGAUGGUCAUCAACGAUUUUCUUCGAGGCAAGAUUCCUUGGUUUACCCCUCCUCCUCACACACCUGGUGAGGAGAGCGAGAAGAUCGAAGGCCGUGAAGGCAGACUUGGCGAGAUGGGGCGGAAGCGCAAGAUUGAGGAGACCUCUCAGGAUGCGGGAGAAGACAAGGAAGGCCAGGAUAAGUCCGCUUCCGCCUCUGAGGAAGAGUUCAAGGGGUUCGAUGACGAGGAUGAUGACAGCGACGACGACUCGAUCGCCAACCUCGAAGUCAGCGACGAUGAAAGCGGGGAGGAGUGA
Aspergillus mulundensis is the source of this 1683-nucleotide messenger RNA. Its product is annotated as putative GTPase NOG2. The record is from RefSeq and is a predicted model, not a curated record. Gene Ontology annotation, molecular function: GTP binding. Lineage: Eukaryota; Fungi; Ascomycota; Eurotiomycetes; Eurotiales; Aspergillaceae. The transcript has 3 exons. The coding region runs from base 1 to 1683 and encodes 560 amino acids. Gene Ontology annotation, cellular component: nucleolus.